UUGCCGAUCGAUUGUUUAUCCAUCACUGGGGACGCCACCGGUUGCAGAUUCCAUUCAUUGAUUCAAUUGUGUGUUGGCUAAAACGCAUUUGGGGUGGAAAGCAACAUAAACUAUAUUCGGUUAUCAUUAUGUAAUUUUAUUUAAACGAGUGGAUAUUUUUCAUUCAAUAAAAAUGUCUGGAUUCAACACAUCAACUCGUAAAGAAGAUAUUUCAGUACGACUCCGUGCACAAAACCUUAAACAUGCAAGAGACCAAACUAAACGCCUAGAAGAAGAUAAUCGCAAAAUGGAGGAGCGACUAAGAGAAUUGAAGACUGCAAUGAAUAGAGAAAAAGAAGACAGAGAAAGAAAAGGAGGAGGCUUCUGGAGCAAAGGUCAGACCAAUAGUGGAUCCCUGACAAACUAUGCAUCAGAAGUUUUGAAACCUAAAGCUGACAAGCCCGCUGGUGAAGGGAAGAAGAAAAGGGUUGUGAAAAUCUUGCAGGAUGAACCUAUAGAUAUACCGAAGAGGCCAAAUCACCCUGGAACAAUGAAUUAUAUUGCUCAGAGAAAACCUCCCACAAACACAGCAGCAAAAGAUAAACUCAAAGGUCCAAAAUGUGGCCAGUGUGAAGAUAGGACUGCCACUUUAACUUGUGUUCAGUGCUCUGAAAUAUUCUGCUUUGGAUGUUUUUCUGCUUUCCACUUGAAGGGAGCCCUGAAGCAGCAUCGCAGUGUUCCACUCAGUGCAUCAGGGCCAAGAAUUUCAAUGUCCCCACGUUUGAAUAUGGACAGCAGUUCCCAGCAAGGAAGCCAUGCAAGUGGUUCCAUAGUGUCUUACUCUGCAUCUGUUGCCAACAAUGAAUCCGGAGCCGCACAGGCUUCAGUCCACAUCUCUGACAGCUCACUGCUGCAAGGAAAUUAUGACGAGUCCCAGAGUGCUGCCUCGUUCCAACAAGCAUUGAUGGCCUGGAGACAAGGAGAACCAUCUAACUCUUACUCCCCUAAUGCUAACUCACCUAACCGUGCUGUUUCUCCUGUCAUCUUACCAGUGAGGACGCUGGAUGAGUCAACAGGAACCACACAACAAAACAAUGUUCCAGAAAUUAAAUUCAAAUCCACUUUGUCGUACGCUGAGAGACUCAUGCUGAAAAAGCACCGGAGGACUGAACUGGCUGAAACGUUUGCACCACAACCUCCCCAGUGGUCUGGAGGCUCUGCUCAACAGUUUCACUCGUCCAGCCCGUCUAGUUCCUCUAGAGCCUUGUCAGCAGGGAGAAACCACAACUCUGCUUCCCUGAGCAGGGAAGGAACCCUCAAUGAUGAGGGAGAAAGAGUAGAUUUCCAGUCCCUGUUUGAAGCUGUAGUCCCCUCUCCUGACCCCCCAGUCAUGUCCGCAUCACCAAAUGUCACUGUGACCCCCCUGUCCAGCACUGCAGACAGUAUGAAGCCAGACAAAAAAACAGCAUUAGACUCAUCCUACAUAGUGAGAGAGGCUUCACCACUGGAAUCCUGGCAUUUAGAAAACAAUAUCGCAAGAGAAUCUAGAGACAGCCAUAAAAAUUCAAAGCAUUUAAAAACAUCCCAGACAAAGUCCACACCUCGCAAAAAGCAGGAAAAAAUAUCACAGCUGUUCCAGUCUGACCCCGAACCAGAGCCGUUUAAAACAACUUCAGUUGAGGAGAGCUCCAAACUUGGGGAGAGUUCUGUGGGGCCCCUGAGUGACAAGAAUGAUGCCGCAAACGCCUCUGUUGAUGGAGCUGAGAAAGAUAAAACUAGACUGAAGCCACCAGUGGAACAACAAACUAAACCAAAGCCAGAAAAAACAAAAUCUAGACCAGUUUCUAGAGCUCAGAGUCGAGCAGCAUCAAAAAUAGAAUUCCAUGGUCUGCUCACCAAAGCCCCAAGUGAAGCCCUAAAACACAUUUCCCAACUGGCACCGACUCUUGAAGGUUCCAGUGUCUACCAGUCUCCAAUGGAAGGCUUUUUCUUAGCUGGAGUUGAGUCCGAAGGACCUCCAUCCAGCAGAAAAAGUAGUCCAUCAAAAAUGGAUAAAAAUGGGUCACGUCCAGCCAGUAAAAUAGGGUCACGGCCUGCAAGUAGAGUAGAUAAACCCUCUAUCACAGUGAGCAACAGGUUAUACCAAAUGGCGCCCCGGUCAUGGCGACCUGAGAGCAGUCUGGGAGAAACAAUUCCAUUGAAUGAGGUGAAACCCGCCAUGUUGGAAGAGAUGGUUUUGUCUUACUCCUACAGUGGCCAGAUCAGUGGUCAAGCUGUCCAGUGCAGUCCAUCUUCUAGUCAAAGCAGAUCUCAGACAGGCCUGGAGAGCCAGUACAAUCCUCUGCUAGUUUUUGGAGAUGAAAUGUUCAUUGAAGUAGCUGCCCUGCAAACAUCAAAAGAACAGGCCACGCCCAAAACUGAUGACAGCCAGCUAGACAGAGGGGAUUCAAACAGAAUUAAGCCACUCCGACAGAGCAGCGCAACAACUCCAACACUUUCUGCCUCCCGACGAAGUAGAACCCAGCUCACCUCUUCCCCAGCUGGUAGCGUUGACUCUAACACUCCCUCAACCAAAUCAUCUGUUUUAUCGAAAUCUAAAAAUCAAUCUCCGUCUCCAGCACCUCCUCAACCAAAAGAUUCAAAAACUAAACUUGUGUCCAAAGACCAGAAAAAUUCUGUGAAUUCUAAAUCUCUGGAUAGUAAAGAUUCACCUGCAUUGAUACAGUCAGCUGGUGAAGCUUUGAAGUUAGAAUCUAGUAAAAUUCAACUCAAUAAAUCCAAGCAGUCUAAAACUGGAGAAAAUGCCACGCAGAAAGAAGCCACAUCUUCACGUCAAAAUGUUCAGAAUUCCAAGUCGGAUAUCUCCCAUGUAAAAUCCUUGUCAUCCAAAGUGGCAACUAGCAGUUCUGUUAAACAGGAAAACAAUGUUUUGAAGCGACAACAGUCUGAUGCAGCACCCCAGCGUAGACCAGUGAGUUCAGUUGUUCAACCUCUAGGCCAGUCUAACAAGGGGCCAGUCCGACCUAACAGUACAACAGGUACUUCAGGUGCAUUGAAGAAAACCCAACAGUCCCUGCAGUCUCUGGACACAGAGGAUACGAUCAUUUCAGACGUCAUGAUGUCUCGCGUCCAAGAAGACGGCUGGGUGGCUGAUGACGACGGUGAUGAGAGUGAUGUUGGAUUUGAUUACGAUGAUGGGGAUGACAUCACCCCGGUUUACAGGAAGUUUUACCAGAAACAAAUGUUUGAAACGGACUCUGAGAAAAACCACCCGGACUGGGAGACCGAAGUCCGACCAUUCAGUGGGCUGAGCUCUAGAACUGAUCUCACACCAAGCAACGACAACAAGUUGAAGAGGCCUUUCAGUUCUCGAGCCUCAGGGAGGGAGUCCAGAGCAGUUGUUGUGGAUGGUGAGGACUUGAGUUUUUAUGAUGAUGUGGGCUUGGCAGAACAACAAGACAUGGAGGAUAAACAGGCACUGGACCAGCUUGAGUGGGAACUGGCAUCUGAUACUGGCAGACUUACAGCUGAUGGCAAGGUCUCAAGGAUGAGUAUAAUAGAUGACAAUGAACCCGUAUCAAAACCAAGCAAAUACUCAGUGAAGCAAAAUGCUGAUAAAGACUAUGAUCUGGCAGAGAAAUUAAGAGAAGAUGAAACAAAUGCAGAAAGAGAAGUAGAUGCACUGUCAUUCAGCAGAAACGCUACUGUAGAUGAGGAUGAAGUUAGGGCAUUGAGAUAAGGGGCAGCAUCUGCCAACUGUGACGGUUGUUUGACAAAUAUUUCUUAAUGUCAUCAGUUUUGCUGACUGGGGGGAUUUACAGAUUUCAGUCACAUGUAUCUCAGAAAUGAAUCUUGACAGUUACCAUUCAAUUAUUUUGUUAAAUUUCCGCUCUCAGUUUUGUAUUGUUAUGUAACAAAGUUCUCAAAACAUCUAAGAAUAUUUAGGCAUCUGUGCAAAAGUUAAAAAAAAAACAGAAUCCACAAGAAAAAAACAUUUUUGUGCUAUAACUGUCUCAGAGGUUUAAACCAUCGACUUUUCAUUGUUUUUUUAAGAAUUUAAUGUUACAUAUAAUUUUUAAAAAUUAAAAUUUACAACCUUUUAUUUGAAAUGUUUAUUUAAGAUAAAAACAAUUUAUUUUAAUGCUCUAUACAAUAACAAUUUAUAUUAUGCUAUUUUACUAUUUUAAGCAAUGUUAAUAAUUAAUUUACCAAUAAUUUAAAUAAUUGAUUAUUUAAAAUUUUCAAAAACUCAACCUCACAAAAAAUAUUAGUUUGUAUCAGACUACAUAUGUGGUGUAGUAAGGCAUCCAAUUUUUAAAAGUAUUAACAUUAAAUAUAAACAUAAUAUUAUAUGAAUUGAUAAUAAAUAUAAAAUAAUAUUUCAAUUUAUUUUUUGACCUUUAACUGGUAUAAUUAUCUAUUAAAUAACAUAAUUAAACUAUUUAAUACAUACCAAGGAAAGGUAGCUCCCAAAAUAACAAUGUAUACAUAUUUUAAUUUAUAUAACUUUGGUUAAAUUCCCAGUAUUAAACUUGUAAAUAAUAUUUUAUACUUAUUGAUAUAUAUGUUUACAAACAUGUUGUGUCUACUAGACUCCAGCCUCUGUACCUAGUGCUACAAGACAAAUUUUUAGAGAUGAUUUCAAUUAUAAUGCAAACUUGAAUUAAUUAAUUGAUAAGCAAUUGCAGACUUCAGCACACUUUAUCCUUGCUAAGAAUGUAUAGAUGGUAUGAUUGGGUUUUAUAUAGUUGGCUUAUAUAAAAUGUGUCAAUAUGUGUCUCCUGUACACUUUUUAUUAAACAAAACACAGGCACAUGAGCUACUGCUAGACCAUUUUUUAUAAUCAAAAUACCCACCAUAACUGGUUGGUAGUACUCUUCUGUGAUAAAAUACCAGGUUGUUCAGUUUUAGUUAGUUUUAUUUUUAAACAAAUGUGAUAAUUUUUUUUACAAUAAAACUAGUCCAAUACUGUAAUUUAAAAACCAUUUUGAAACCACAAGUCACACAGGAAUAAUUGAAUGCAAGCAUCAAAUCUCACAAUCUAUUGUUAAACAAGAGGUAGAUUUGGAAUUUUUGGAAUCUGCUUAUUUUUGACUCAGUAAUUCUUAUGGGAAAAAGAAUGUAUUCAUCCACAAACAGAAACAAUUUCCCCAAUAUAUGUCCACUGUAAAAAUAGCCAGAAAUGAAAAAUGUUUGCUUAUAUAUAUAUAUAUAUAUAUAUAUAUAUAUAUAUAUAUAUAUAUAUAUAUA
Molecule: messenger RNA, 5229 nt
Organism: Physella acuta
Lineage: Eukaryota; Metazoa; Mollusca; Gastropoda; Physidae
Product: zinc finger B-box domain-containing protein 1
Molecular function (GO): zinc ion binding
Source: RefSeq, a predicted model, not a curated record